AUGAGCUCCUAUUUUGUGAACCCUCUCUUUUCCAAGUACAAAGGCGGUGAAACGUUGGAACCAACUUACUACGACUGCAGGUUCCCUCAAGGCGUCACCCGGAGCCACGCGCUGGUGUACGGUGCGGCGGCGCCGGGCUUUCAGCACCCGCCCCAUCACGUCCAAGACUUCUUCCACAAUGGGACGCCGGGGAUCUCCACACCAAGCUACCAGCAGAAUCCAUGCGCCUUGGCUUGUCAUGGAGAUGCCACUAAAUUUUAUGGAUACGAAGCCCUUCCGAGACACACGCUAUAUGGCACCCAACAAGAGGCGAGCGUGGCGCAAUACCCAGACUGUAAAUCGUCAAAUGGCACUAACCUCCGAGAAGGACAAGGCCACCUAAAUCAAAACCCGUCUCCUAGUCUCAUGUUUCCAUGGAUGAGACCGCACGGUUAGUAGGCUACGUUUUAAUAUGUGUAUUACCCAUUUAGUGCAAUUAUAGACUAGUGACAUUAUAGUGCUAUGCUUAGCUAGGCUACUUGUGUCUUUAUGUUGUUGUACUUUUCAUGGCAUGUAGCCUACAUCUGCUAAUGUAUGAUUACGUUUUCGGAUCAUCACUUAUCACUCAGUAGAACUCAUCGGUUAACCGUGGCACAAUGAUUCACUCUAAUCAGACCUUAGCUACUUUGCUUACAGGCGCAAAAAUACCAGUUGAUCUGAGUCAGUGUUGUGCAAUUCACGGCGGCUCAGUGGAUUGCUAGUAGUAGAUGAGAAAAUGAGCAGAGAUUAAUAACAACAAUAAAAACGAAUUCAGUGAAAGUUCAGCAGAAACACUUGGCAUGGCAUAAAUACAGCUAGGCUAUAGUCUUGGAAUGUCCUGUAAACAUAAGGUCACCAAUAUACAGUGGUAUGGUUGAAUGUGGAUGUCACCAACCUCUGGUAUACACAGGCAGGUUUCAAACAAGAAUAGGUCUGCGAACUAUCUCCCGCACACACAACAACCUCCGGCACAGACACACAUACACCGGCACACACACACAUACACCAAUCAAUCUCCUAUAAAAAAUAUAAUAGCAGUGUAAACUAAUAGCAUACAGGUCUUGCGACGAUCCCUGCUUAAUUGUAAGUGCUAUUUCCAUUCUAUAGCCCCCGGAAGACGCAGUGGCCGACAGACCUACAGUCGAUACCAAACACUGGAGUUGGAGAAGGAAUUUCUCUACAACCCUUACCUCACCCGUAAGCGUCGGAUAGAGGUGUCUCACGCUUUAGGGCUGACGGAGAGGCAGGUUAAGAUUUGGUUCCAAAACCGACGGAUGAAGUGGAAAAAGGAGAACAACAAGGACAAAUUUCCGGGCCAAAGAGGAGAGGCGGAGGCCGAGGGAGAGGCAGAGGGCGAGGGUGAGUGCGAAGAUGAAGGCAACGAUGACGGUGAAGGAGAAGGAGACAAAAAGGAAACAGGAGAGGAAGAAGACACGAAAGAGUGA
This is a messenger RNA of Coregonus sp. 'balchen', 1463 nucleotides long. Lineage: Eukaryota; Metazoa; Chordata; Actinopteri; Salmoniformes; Salmonidae. The record is from the annotation of a GenBank genome assembly.